AUGAACUCGAUGAAUGGUAUGGGGAUGCCGAACGGGUUGCUUCCUCCAGCACAGCUUCCGCCGCCAGGACAAAGUCAAGUACCAGGAGACUCGAUUCAACGACCAACCUCGACAGUCGGCAAUGACAAAGCCCGGGAAACAUACUACAUGACCGCUGCCGACCCGGCAGGAACUGAUCCACCAGAAGAGCGAAUGAACAAGCUUCUCAAAGCGAAAUAUGAUGCCGGACUACUGAAACCGUUCAAUUACGUCAAGGGAUACGCACGCCUGAACCAGUACAUGGAAAAGAACAUGCAACCAAUAUCUCGGCAAAAAAUCCUGCGGCAACUCGACAAGUUCCGGCCCAAGUUCCGAGAACGCAUGCAGAGCUUGACUGAUGUCGAAUUGAUUCUGGUGGAGAUGUGGUUCGAGCGGAGUCUGAUGGAGUACGACCGCGUCUUUGCUAGUAUGGCUAUCCCGGCCUGCUGCUGGCGUCGAACGGGCGAAAUCUUCCGCGGGAACAAUGAGAUGGCGCAGCUGAUUGAUGUCCCGGUUGAGGGUCUCCGAGAUGGCAAACUUGCUAUCCACGAGAUUAUUGUCGAAGAUCAGCUGGUCAGCUAUUGGGAAAAGUUCGGUGCUAUCGCUUUUGACAAUACCCAAAAGGCCAUGCUCACUAGUUGCAUGCUGAAGAGCCCCAACCCUAACUCAACGAGUGAUGGUAUUACUUGCUGCUUCUCGUUUACGAUCAGACGGGAUAACCACAACAUCCCGUCUCUCAUCGUUGGGAACUUCCUCCCCAUCGAUAAAUAG
Penicillium robsamsonii is the source of this 789-nucleotide messenger RNA. RefSeq lists its product as uncharacterized. Gene Ontology annotation, molecular function: RNA polymerase II transcription regulatory region sequence-specific DNA binding. NCBI's taxonomy places the organism in Eukaryota, Fungi, Ascomycota, Eurotiomycetes, Eurotiales, Aspergillaceae. Gene Ontology annotation, cellular component: nucleus. The record is from RefSeq and is a predicted model, not a curated record. The transcript is spliced from 3 exons. The coding region runs from base 1 to 789 and encodes 262 amino acids.